Molecule: messenger RNA, 1612 nt
Organism: Phlebotomus argentipes
Lineage: Eukaryota; Metazoa; Arthropoda; Insecta; Diptera; Psychodidae
Product: putative GTP-binding protein 6
Exons: 1
Coding region: 211-1569 (452 amino acids)
Cellular component (GO): cytoplasm
Molecular function (GO): ribosome binding; GTP binding
Source: RefSeq, a predicted model, not a curated record
CGUUCAAUAGUUCUGCGAUCGCUUAGAAUCACUAGAUUUCCACGGUUUUCCCAGAAUCCGGGAAGAUGGACAAAACAAGGAGUGCUUUUUGGAGUAGAUGUAAGAUCCAAAUACAUAUUGUCAGGAAUUAAAGGUGGACAAAAGAAGGGUCGUCAGUCGUCUGCUGAUGAGGAAGAUGAGUUCGAAAUCAUAGAAGACUUUGAUGAGAACAUGAUUGAUAAAGAUGAAGAGUACAACUUUAUUGCCAGCAAUGCUUUGCACAUCACUCAGAACAUCCUCAAUGAGCAGUACAUUUUACUCAUUCAGCCCUACAUCAAGUGGGGACCCCAGAAGUCUCCAACAUCGCCGGAACUAAAGAUAGAUGAGGCAGAAGCUCUGGUGAGAUCUGUGCCCAGAUGGCAUGUGAGGAAGACAAUGAAGGUGCCUCUGGAGACUUUCAGCAAAAAGACUCUCUUCGGCAAAGGCAAGAUUGAAGAGAUAAAAGCGACUAUUAAUGAAUUGAGGGCUUCUGGACGCGCAGUCACGCGGAUUUUCAUCAGUAAAGGAGUAAUCCAUGGUGUUCAGAAAAGAUUUCUCGAGACAACCUUCCAUCUGCCCAUUUUAGAUCGCUACUCCAUGGUCAUUCAGAUCUUGAGGCUUCAUGCAACGUCUUCUGAGGCGAAAUUACAAGUGGCCAUGGCGGAGAUUCCCUACAUUUGGGGCCAGACAAGACCCAAGGAUGCGAUUGUAGGGAAGCUGGAUGAUUUGGUGUUGUCGGACGCCCAGAGAAUUCUCCUGAGCACUCGAGAAAGGAAGCUAAAGAAGGCGCUGGAAAACGUCAGAGCUCAGAGGAAGCUCUUGAGGAAGAAGAGGCAGAGCAGGAACUUUCCGGUUAUAGCUGUUGUGGGGUACACAAACGCCGGAAAGACUUCUCUGAUUAAGGCUCUAACGAGAGAAGUUUCUCUUCAACCACGGGAUCAGCUUUUCGCCACUCUGGACGUCACUGCUCACGCUGGAAGGCUUCCCUGUAAGCUGGAAGUUAUCUUUAUGGACACUGUAGGCUUUAUGUCUGACAUCCCAACUGAAUUGCUAGAAUGCUUCAUUUCUACCCUCGAGGAUGUGAUGCUAGCAGAUGUUAUUCUCCACAUCCAAGAUGUUUCACAUGGAAACUGUGCGGAACAGCGAAAACAUGUGGAAACCACACUCCGUGAGCUCGUAGGGAAAUUUAGCGAGAACCAUGAGCUCGACAAUAUCAUAAAUAUUGGAAAUAAAGUGGAUAAACUGCCAGCAGACGGAGACAUCAGAGCCAAAUUCCCAGAUCUGCACAUGAUCUCUUCGCACACUUUGGAGGGAGUGAGAGAUUUGCUGGACAACAUUGAGACGAUGAUUCUGCAGCGAACCCAGCGAUCUCAUAUCAUCAUAAAGGCUUCAAUGGGUGGCGAAGAAGCGUCGUGGCUGUACAAGAAUGCCACUGUUGUGGACACAGAGGCUGAUCCCGAUGAUAAUCAAUAUAUGAGACUCCACGUAGUUAUCGCCGACCACACCUUUCAGCAAUUUAAGCACCGUUUCUUAAGAAAUGGCAAGAAAUAGUCGUAGUGAAGAUUAAAUGCUAGUUUCUUACAACUCCUUAUUU